Arachis duranensis is the source of this 1587-nucleotide messenger RNA. RefSeq lists its product as uncharacterized. Bases 616 to 1455 code for a protein of 279 amino acids. The record is from RefSeq and is a predicted model, not a curated record. NCBI's taxonomy places the organism in Eukaryota, Viridiplantae, Streptophyta, Magnoliopsida, Fabales, Fabaceae. The transcript has 4 exons.
UCCACCUUAUUUUAAUUUUCUUUUCUUCUUCUCUAGUCUCUAGAUCCCAAAAAAAAUCACCACCAUCAUCAUCAUCAUCAUAAUCAUAACGCUCCUCUCUAUAGUUUAGUUUACACACUUUGAAGCACUGCUACUUACAAUUUAAUUAAAAUUCAGUGAUGCUGCUGUUGUGAUUUUGGAGGGGAGAGAGAGAGAGAAGAAGAGGCUGCUUUGCUUUCUGCAUCUAAGCCAAUCACUGAAGGAGUAAUUUGCAUCAAGGAGGAAAAUUUUAGUUUUUGGUUUCUUUUCCCCUUCAUCAUUGAAGAUGAAAAUUUGGAGUUGACUUUGGACAUUUAAGUCUUUUGCAAAGGAAUCUCAGAGGAACACAAGAAGGAUUUGAGUAGAUGUUAGGUUUAAUUUAACGAGUGUCACUCUUAAGAUUCGAUGGAAUUAAUAUCAUAGCACGCAGUGUCUGAAUAUGAUUUCUAUAAAGUUUGAUCCAAUGGGUUAAAUGGUUGGUUCAUAAAGCGGAAAGAUCUUUCAUUGAUUAUCUAUCUGCUUUGUACAUCUAAGAAACCAUUCAAGUGCAGAGUUGAAUAAGGCGCUAGAGAGGAUUGGUGAAAAUUAAGCAUAAUUAUGGGGUCCUUUAAAGGUCAUGCAUUGCCAGGGACAUUGUUCUUUCUAGUUGGGUUGUGGCAUAUAUGGGGUUCUGUGGUGAGAUAUGUUAAAAAUCCGAAGACAUUUCGAGUCCAGGUGUGGAAUCCUGUGCCGGGGUUCGACGGGAGGCUGAAGUACUUGGAGCUCUAUGUUAUCUCAAUUGGUUCUUUCAUUGAUUUGUGCAUUGAGUUCUUGUAUUCAACACACCUCAAGUUCUUUGUUAAUGGAGUCCUCAAUCCCUCUCACAUGAAUAACUUCGAGCAUUCUGGAAUGCUUCUUAUGUUUUUUAUCUUCAGUGUUGUUGUCCUGCUUACAGAAAAGACAAGAUUUUUACCCCUGCCGGAAGGAGCUCUCUGUUUGAUUGCUGCCACAGCAUUCUCCGCCGAGUAUCUCCUCUUCUACUUCCACUCAACAACACACAAGGGCCUUGAAGGUUACUACCACCUCCUCCUAGUCCUCCUCAUAGGCCUAUGCAUCCUAUCUUCGAUUGCCGGAGCCCUUAUGCCGACUAGCUUCCCCGUUGACUUAACCAACGGCAUCUCCAUAGCUCUCCAAGGCAUAUGGUUCUAUCAGACCGCCAUUGUUCUCUACGGCCCCAUGAUGCCAGAUGGUUGUAAGCUUAAGAACGAUGCAAUAACAUGUCAUUCAAAUGAUAGCGAGCUACGGGGCGAAUUGCUUGCUAAUUUUCAGCUCUUUGUUGCUGUACUUGUGGUCCUUAUCGGAACUUUAGUAUCAUAUGGCUAUGCAGCUUCAAGAUAUGGAAAUUCUCAAGUCAAAGGCAUGAACAUAGCACAAGCUGAAGUAGUAAAUCAAGAUUGAAGUAUAAUUACUGUAGGGUAUGCUAGUUUUGGUUCCAUUUUUUAAUUAGUGACAGUGGAACAUGUUGUUAGCCUAGUUUAUUGUACAACAUGUAUAUUAAAUUGAAUAAAAGGUGCACAAUUCUUUUGGUGA